Molecule: messenger RNA, 3046 nt
Organism: Engraulis encrasicolus (European anchovy)
Lineage: Eukaryota; Metazoa; Chordata; Actinopteri; Clupeiformes; Engraulidae
Gene: fgfrl1b
Product: fibroblast growth factor receptor like 1b
Exons: 7
Coding region: 228-1703 (491 amino acids)
Cellular component (GO): plasma membrane
Molecular function (GO): fibroblast growth factor binding; fibroblast growth factor receptor activity
Source: RefSeq, a predicted model, not a curated record
CGACGCAUAAAGGGAUGAUGAUUCGGACUAGUUGUUCUGGUGAUCAGUGAUAUCGACACAUUGUACGUGUCCAUAAGUAAUAGGUAGGCCUACAGUUUAUUGUUGUAUACGUUGCCAAAUACGAUUAAGCGGUAAAGGAACUGGGCAAUCGCCUGACUGGGAAAUAUUUUUCUGACUUUCUGGAACUUCUUUGGAUUCUACAGAUUCAACCAACACGGCUUGAGGAUAUGUACGCCUCGGAGAACGGACUGGUAUUUUACCUAGGGAUUCUGGCGAUUCUAAUGUCAUGUGAAGCCCGAGGCCCUCCGUGGGUGAGUCGGCAGGUGGAGGAGAGGCAGACGGCGCGGCUGGGCCGAACGGUGCGUCUCCCGUGCCCCGUGGAGGGAGACCCCCCGCCCCUCAUCCUCUGGGUGAAGGACGGCCGCAACGUGAACCAGGGCUACAGCCGCUACCGGGUGCUGAAGCAGAGCCUGAAGAUCAAGGAGGUGGAGAUGGAGGACGCCGGCGUCUACAUCUGCCGCGUCACCAACGGCUUCGGCAGCAUCGCCCUCAACUUCACACUGAUCGUCAUCGAUGACGCUGCCGUGACACAGAACAAGCCGCCUCCUGUGGAGGAGCCCAACGCUGAAAACAUCCUGCAGGACCCAACAGGACAGCCGUGGGUGAAGCCUCGCUUCAGCCAGCCCAUGAAGAUGCGCCGGCGGGUCCUGGAGCAGCCGGUGGGCAGCUCGGUGCGCCUCAAGUGCCUGGCGAACGGCAACCCUCCGCCCGCCAUCAGCUGGUGGAAGGACCACACGCGCAUCGACCCCCCGCGCCAAGGCAAGCGGCCGCAGUGGACCCUCACCUUGAAGAACCUCCAGCCACAGGACAGCGGCAAGUACACCUGCCACGUCUCCAACACCGCCGGACACAUCAACGCCACGUACAAAGUUGACGUCAUUGAGCGAACCAACUCCAAGCCCAUUCUCACGGGGACCCAUCCGGUCAACACCACGGUGUCGUUCGGAGGCACCGCGUCCUUCCAGUGUAAAGUGCACAGCGACGUCAAGCCCGUCAUCCAGUGGCUGAAGCGGGUGGACCCGGGGACGGAGGGUCGCUACAACUCCACGCUGGAGGUCGGAGGUCAGCACUUUGUGGUGCUGCCCACGGGGGACGUGUGGUCGCGUCCCGAUGGCUCCUACCUCAACAAGCUGGCCAUCAUCAAGGCCAGAGAGGAGGACGCGGGGAUGUAUAUCUGCCUAGGGGCCAACACCAUGGGAUACAGCUUCCGCAGUGCCUACCUUACUGUGCAGCCAGACCCGAAGGUGGAGAAGACCACCACCCCUGCGCUCCUCAGUUCCUCCGGCCUCCCCUGGCCCCUCAUCAUCGGCAUCCCCGCCAUGGCACUCCUCAUUGUGGGCGCCAUAGUGCUGUGGUUGUGCCACAGUCGCCGGCGGCAGGGCAGCUUGCCCCCGCGCGUGAUGGGGAGCCGGGGGGAGCACCACCACUCGGUGGACAAGGACCUGGUGGUGCCCCCUAGCACCAUCACCACCCCCGACUUCCCCAGCCAGAGACUCAUGGGCAUGGUGGCCCCCGCGCUAAACGGAAACGGGCCGCCAAAGAUCUACUCCAAGGUCUACACGGACACGCACACUCACACCCACACGCACUCCCAUGCCCACGUGGAUGGCAAGGUGCACCAGCAUUUCCACUACCAGUGCUGAGGAGAGGAGGUGAGAGGAGUGGAGUGGAGCGGAGCGCCACUGUUCCUUUGUUUGCCAGUUCGUGUCUUUCAAGACCCUCUCAAGAUGAUGCUGCUGCUCACACUCUGUCAUACUUAGGAGUGUUGAGCCCCUACCCCUUUACAUAGACACACACACACACACACAGGCACACAGGCACGCACACACACACACACACACACACACACGCACACACACACACGCACACACACAAACACACAUGGACUACGGCUGUGCUCCAGGACUGAAGUGGACUCCUAAGAGGUUCAGUUCUCUAUGACUAGUAGUGACUAGUGACUUGUGGCGGUGGUGAUGGCCAUAGCGAUCUCAUUGAGAUUGCACUUGUGUACGAAGUGCAGGUAUCAGCUUUGGUGGAAUACACGUGUCUACCCCCCAGUAUGACUUAAAGGCUCAGGGCUGGAAUUCAGUUUUAUUUGUUCUCUAAUCUGUCUCGUUUGUAUUCGCCUGGCUUUUUUGUUUUACUCAUUUUCAUGUUUUUGUUUUCAAUUCAAUUGAACCAAUAUACCCAAAAGAAGAAGAAAAAAUAGUCAUAUGCAUAUCUGAAAAGACAACUUAUUUUUUACCAACGCUCAAGUUAUCCCCAUAUGACUCGUCUUGAAACAUUCGUCAAUUAUUUGACUGUGAGAAAAAUGCUAAGUGUGCCAGCGAUACUGUUUACAGACUUUUUCCUACGUUUUUAUUCUUGCGCAGUAGCUAACAAAAACUGUGGUUUAUAUUUUCAUGGAAAAUACUGAAAAUAGCUGUUCUUUUGUUGUGAAUAAGUUUAGCAAGAUAUUUUGGAAGCUGGUCGGCGAAAUGUGACAUAAUGAAUGGAUUACGGUAGGUAUCUUGAUAUAGACGUGUUAUAUUUGUAUGGAAAGAUAUAUAUUAUAUAUAUAAAAAAAACUUGUAUAUAUUCAACUGUAAGGCAGUAUUACUUAUUUACUCGCUGUGUGUCAAAAAAGAGAUAUUUCAAACUUAAAGUUGAGCACAAAGCCAAAAAGAAAAAGAAAAACCAAGAUGCUGGAUAUGUUUGGUACUGUUCUAAUACGUUGGAGUACAUUUGGGACUUUUCAGUGUUGUGCUGCAUGUGUUCACUCAACACAGUUUAAUUGCAGUUAACAGCAGUUUUGCAUUAUUUGCGUUGUAUUGUAUGUCCACUCUCCCCGUGGGUUUGGUUUAGCUCCCAGACUUGUCUGCUAUGUUCCACAUGCUCAUGCACAUACUGUAUGUACGGUUCUUUCAAGAAAAUAUUGCAUGCUGCAAUUUAUCCUGGUGCUCAUUUACAUGUUCUAUAAUAAUAUUUUUGUAAUAAAAGAACAAGU